AUGUCAACAACAGCUGCGGAGACAACGCAACUGGGUGUUAGCAAUCAGCUAGCAUCGUUAGUGCCGACCUUCGACCCAAGCCGUGAUGACUUGGUAACGUACCAACAGAAAGUUGAACUGGUGACGGCCGCAUGGCCAAAAUCGAAGUUGACAGAGUUGACGACACGUCUCAUACUCAACACCACUGGAUCUGCGUUUCAGAAGUUGCAAUUACAUCAAGCAGAGCUGCUGACAGGUGAGGAAUCCGCAAUCAAGAAGCUGAUCGAACUUCUGGGUGGACAAUGGGGACGAGUGCCUUUAGCCAAGAAGUAUGAGGAAGCUGAGAUUGCCCUGUUUCAUACCCAACAACAUGGGGAUGAAACAAACGAUUCCUACUUAGCUCGGGCUGAUGUGAAUUGGAGCAAGUUACUGGCACAGAAGACGACUCUGGCCGAUCUUCAGGCUUUCAUAACCUUAAGGGGUUCAAGUUUGACGGCAGAAGACAAGAAAAAGAUCAUCCUGGAGUCCGAGACAGAGGGCCAGUUAACUACCAAACGUGUUGCAGAAUCAAUCAGAAUGCUGGGGUCGGUGUUUUUCCAUGACAUCACCGGCAACAAGCGUACGGUCAAGUCCAAGGUGUAUGAUCAGACCACACUGGUGGCUGAAGCAUCGCAGGAUGGUGAUGAUCCUGAUCCAACAUUCCUUGCAGAGGACCAGAUGCAGGAGGACGAAGUGUUGGAGCUCCUUCUUCAGGAGGGGGAUAGUGAUGCGCUGCUAGUUCAUGAUUUCGAGAGUGCCUUGAGUGAAACUGUACAGGAAGACCCGGAGUUAGCGAGUGCAUACUCGGCGUACCAGAUUGCCAGGCACAAGCUGAAUGAAAAGGCCAGGAACAGAGGCUUUUUUCCCAGUCGACCGUUCCAGCCGUCCCAAUCCAAAGGAAAGGGGUACGGUGCUCGCAGUUCUUUCAAGGGCAAGGGCUUUUCCAGUUUCAGACCAAAAAGGUCGCUCCAAGAUAGGAUUUUGUCUAGCAAUUGCCGGGCCUGUGGCCAAAAGGGGCAUUGGAAGGCAGAAUGCCCUCUCCAACAGAACUCACAGAAUGCAGGAUCCAGCAGUUCGCAAGCUCCUACCGGAACCGUGGUGACCGAUGCCAAUUCUGAGACUGCCGAUAGCCUGCCCCUCGAAUUUCUGCAGCUGCCCAAGACCUGUGGAGCCAGCAUAGACGAAGACGUCGCCUUGUCUGAGCCCAAUGAAGCCCAGAUCGACUGUGACGCAUUUUUGCUUCGAAGCCCUAAGCUCAUGCAGCCAGUCCGCAUGGAACUCACCAACAAAGGCCUGUUUUUGAUUGACUUGAAUGAGCUGGCAAGAGCUUCCAAAAGCCCUAAAAGCCUUCAGCCAGCGGCGAAGUCUGCAGUUGAAACCUUCACCACGACCGCAUGUCAUGAUGAAAAUGCCACCGAAGCAGCAGAAGUCGCCAUGUCCUUGAGCCUGCGCCUGAACGGAAUUCAGUCCAAAGCCGAGCCAUCACCGAACGACUUGGCACAUCUGACCCUUCAGGAGUUGGAGAUCGAGACGGUGGACUUCGGCAAGAAGAACUGCGGACGCAGUUACCAGGAAGUCUGGUACGCGGAACUCAUGGUGCAGCACCACGAAGGGAACCAGAUGCCCGUGAUCGUCCAUCAGGGCCAAGGGUACGUGGGGGUUCUGGCCAUGCAGAAGGAGGCCGAGAUGUACAACUCCUUGACUAUGGUACCUGCCCCAGCGAGCCAGGAUCCGGAAUUCAUGGCCAUGAGAGAUCGCCUGAUGAAUCUGGAAAAUGCACUGACCAAAGUGGUCAAUCACCUGGAAACGCAGGAAAAGUUUCCUAGAUCUGCCUUGAGCAAGCCAACACCAAUGCAUGACAAGGAUGAGAAGAGGGCUGACGAAGUUCGCCCAACAGCACAGCCUAUCUUUCCGGUCUCCAAGCCAAUGACACCUGAACAGCCCAAAGAUGCCACCCAGAGCGCCAGUGUGAUGAUGUUGCCAAGAUGGGAACGGUUGAAACUCAUGCAGAUUCACAAGAACUUGGAACAUCCUUCUAAUGAGAGACUAGCAACAGCACUUCGAAAUUCUGGGCAGAGACCUGAGAUGGUACAGAUCGAGAGCCGACAAGUGUCAGCUGCUGAUGACACAGUACCUGCCAGCGAGUCCGAAAGUCAAGACUUUCAACUUCUCUGCGUGGAAGAAACCGAUGCCCUUUGCACCGAUGCAGAUCA
This is a messenger RNA of Cladocopium goreaui, 2231 nucleotides long. NCBI's taxonomy places the organism in Eukaryota, Dinophyceae, Suessiales, Symbiodiniaceae. The record is from the annotation of a GenBank genome assembly.